GCCGAAACUUUACGAGGAAACACCUCCUACAGGGAGCACGACCGACCAAGCCAGAAUGUCCCGAAACUCGCAGUUGACCAAACAACCACUUCAGCAACUAUACAAAUCUUAUUAUCAAACCAUAUCAACCAAAGUUCUCCCUACUAUACAAGUAACUACACGCUAUCAAAACAACUCUUACACCCACUUGAUCAACAUAUAUCUCAAAUACGGAAUAACAGAACAAUCACAUAUCCAGUGUUAUCCCAUCAAGUCCUCUACGAAGAACUUACCAAGAAAAAAAAAACCAUAGCCAUCUCGGUGCAAGUCUACCUUAGGUACUCACUCACCCACACCCCCAACGUACCUAAUAGAUACCAAAAUGACAGACCACCACCCCCUAUCCAGCGACGACCUCUACAAAGUCGUCGGAAUCCUUUCCCUCAUCAUCGUGCACACAUUCCUAGUUAGCGCCUUAUUCCUCGCCGCGCCAUACGUCCCGGACUACAGAGGCGGUGAUAUCGUCGCGAUAUGUUCGUCCAUAUUUCUGCUACCUAUCACCGGGUUCCUCAGCUGCACGCUACGCUUCACCGACAGCGACGACAUCGGAAAAGCAGUGCAGGUGCUGUUCGCCGCGUGGGUGGGCUUCCUGGCUGCGACCUCGUUGUGGAUAUACACGCUUGCAACCGCCUACUGGCUCGGUGCUGCCCCAGGCAUGAGUGCGAGAAAAUUCGUGAGGACGCUUGCAUGGACAUUCGUGUGGUAUUGGUUUGGUUACGUGUUUGAGUGUAGGCUUGCCUACGGUUAUCAUUUUGCUGAAUUCGCAGCCCCUUAUCUCGGUAUCUGAAGUACUAGAUAUAGACAGACGACCGAGGUCCUGCUAGGGCUAUCCUGUUUAUGGACGAUAUUGAAUAGCGGAUAUUUGAUGGAAGAGAUAUGUCACAAGACGUGGCCAGUCUCUUCCUUAAGAGCGACCAGUAUAAAUAACCCCUAGCUAGUGGGACCGCAAUGCGUAUUUAGUAUCUUUACUACAGCUGAACUUAGAAUGAUUCAUGGAUAAGUCGUAAUGUAGAAUUUCC
Daldinia loculata is the source of this 1058-nucleotide messenger RNA. RefSeq lists its product as uncharacterized. NCBI's taxonomy places the organism in Eukaryota, Fungi, Ascomycota, Sordariomycetes, Xylariales, Hypoxylaceae. The coding region runs from base 362 to 826 and encodes 154 amino acids. The transcript has a single exon. The record is from RefSeq and is a predicted model, not a curated record.